GUGAAAUAUUACAGACACUUGGCACCUGAUCACUUGCUUCAAAUAUGCCAUCGACUUGGACCGCUUCUAGAGCAAGAAAUUCCCCAAAGUGUCCCUGGAGUGCAGACAUUAUUAGGAGCUGGCAGACAGUCUUUGCUUCGUACAAACAAAAGUUGCAAACAUGUUGUGUGGAAGGGAUCUGCUCUUGCUGCACUACAUUGUGGGAGGCCUCCAGAGUCCCCUGUAAAUUAUGGCAGUCCACCUAGUAUAGUGGAUACCCUGUUUUCAAGAAAACUAAAUGGAAAAUACAGACUUGAACGCCUUGUUCCAACUGCAGUCUAUCAACAUAUGAAGAUGCACAAACGAAUUUUAGGACACUUAUCUUCUGUAUACUGUGUAACUUUUGAUCGGACUGGCAGGCGAAUAUUUACU
This is a messenger RNA of Balearica regulorum gibbericeps (East African grey crowned-crane), 411 nucleotides long. NCBI's taxonomy places the organism in Eukaryota, Metazoa, Chordata, Aves, Gruiformes, Gruidae. The record is from RefSeq and is a predicted model, not a curated record.